AAAUUUAUUAAGAAAAGAAAAAGGGGAAUGAAAGGAAAGAGAGCGACAGGGAAAGGAGAAACUUUUCUUUUACCAAAACGAAAGCAAGAAAAGUGAAAGACUGUAGUUUUUCCAUCUGGGAUUCCAUUCCAUCCGCUUUGAUCCACACGGAUUCUUGCUUUCUGGGUCUUGGGUUCUGAAAUCGAGACCAGGAGACUAGUGGAUUCGCUCUUGAUUUUGGUUUAGUUUGCUCGUUGUUUGGUGGGUUGUUACUGUUAAGAGAUUUGUUGGCUGAAUGUGGUUUUGGUUAGAUUCUAGUUGAGAUCUUACGUAAUUUUAGUGGGUUUUUGGCAUUUUUAGUUGUUUUCUGGUCUUCUAUUUAUGGUGCCUAGAUUCUUUACCAAGUUUAAGUUACAGGGUUCGAGUUUCUUUAUUAAUCUUAUCAUUAUUUGAGCCGUCAAGAACGCUCUCUUCUUAUUGGUGAAUUUUUUAAGAAUUGUUUUGGAAUUAUUGGGAAGCCGAAAGUUCAUGUACUGUUUGUUAACCUAUUUGAAUUCUUGAAAAGUUUGUAUUUUGGGUGAUCGGGAGAGCGUUUCAGCUUAGGAGAUAGUGGUUGCUUAAGUCAAGGAAUUUUUCAUCGUUCAACAAUUUUUAUAAUUUAUUUUUGCCCUCUCAAAUUUGGAGGGGAAGAUCUAUACUGCCAUUGUGGAGAUCUGGGACCUGUUUCAGCUUUUUUGUCCCAUGAGGACUCUUUUUCCUUCGGAUUCUUGUAAAGAACCACAGCUGAACGCUAUCAAUCCUCAGUCAUGGCUCCAGGUUGAAAGAGGCAAGCUUACGAAACUUGCACCGUGGUCUCCAUCUUCAAUAGAAUCUCUUAUCAAGGUUCCUGAACCUCGAAUUCUUCCGGUUUAUAAGCCUGUUGAUUAUGUUGAAGUGUUAGCUCAAGUUCACGAAGAACUUGAGAUGUGUCCUCCAACAGAGAGGUCGAAUCUUUACUUGCUUCAGUAUCAGGUCUUUAAAGGCCUUGGAGAAGCAAAAUUGAUGCGAAGGAGCCUUCGCUCUGCUUGGCUGAAGGCUAGCACUGUUUAUGAGAAACUCGUCUUUGGGGCAUGGUUGAAGUAUGAGAAGCAAGGUGAAGAGAUCAUCUCUGACUUGCUAACCUCUUGUGGUAAAUGUGCUAAGGAGUUUGGGGCUAUAGAUAUCGCCUCUGAAUUUCCUGCUUAUGAAACUCCAAGCUGUUCUGAUAUGCUGAAAGACAAUCUCUUGCAGCGUAUGGUAUCUUUUCAAAUUGGAGACGAGAAAAUAACAUGCAACAGACAUGAGAUUGCUCGACUUUCUGCUCCAUUUCAUGCCAUGCUUAAUGGCUGUUUCACAGAAUCCUUUAGUGAUGAAAUUGAUCUUUCUGAAAACAACAUUUCCCCUUCAGGUUUAAGAGCAGUUAGUAAUUUUGGCAAAACAGGAAGUUUAAGUGAAGUGCCCUGCACUCUCUUGUUAGAAAUAUUGGUGUUUGCCAACAGAUUUUGCUGUGAAAGCCUGAAAAAUGCAUGUGAUGAAAAACUUGCUUCCUUGGUGGUGUCCAGACAAGAUGCUGUGGAACUUAUGGAAUUUGCUCUUGAGCAGAAUUCUCCUGUAUUAGCCGCUUCUUGUUUGCAAGUGUUUCUACAUGAACUUCCUGAAUCACUGAAUGAUAAACAGGUAGUUCAACUGUUAAGCAGUCUUGAUGCACAACAAAGGUCAAUAAUGGUAGGGACUGCCUCAUUUUCUCUCUAUUCUUUGUUGACGGAAGUUGCGAUGGAUUCUGAUCCCUCCUCAGACACAGCAGUUCUUUUCUUAAAGCAGUUGGUAGACUGUGCUGGAACCAGCCGGCAGAAAAUGAUAGCGUUUCAUCAGUUGGGAUGUGUUAGACUUUUUAGAAAAGAAUAUGAUAAAGCGGAAAAGAUGUUCAAGGCUGCUCUGAGUGAAGGCCAUGUUUAUUCUGUUGUUGGCUUAGCCAGAUUAAGUCACAUCAAGGGGCACAAGCAUUGGCCUUAUGAAAAGAUCAGCUCUAUCAUAUCCUCUUAUAGUCCGCUUGGAUGGAUGUAUCAAGAGAGGUCAUUAUACUGUGAUGGCGACAAAAAGUUGGAAGAACUUGAGAGAGCUACUGAACUGGACCCAACCUUAACGUAUCCUUAUAUGUAUCGAGCUGCGUCCUUGAUGAGAAAACAGGAUGUUCAAUCAGCCCUUGCAGAGAUCAACAGGGUUCUUGGAUUCAAACUAGCACUAGAGUGCUUGGAGCUGCGGUUUUGUUUCUAUCUUGCUCUGGAGGAUUACCAAUCAGCUAUAUGUGAUGUUCAAGCAAUUCUUACUCUUUCGCCAGAUUACAGAAUGUUUGAUGGGCGAGUCGCAGCUUCACAACUGCGUACCCUUGUGCGUGAGCAUGUCGAGAAUUGGACAACAGCUGAUUGCUGGCUGCAACUUUAUGACAGAUGGUCUUUGGUUGAUGAUAUUGGAUCACUCUCUGUAAUAUAUCAGAUGCUGGAGUCUGAUGCCGCUAAAGGUGUUCUGUACUUUCGACAGUCUUUGCUUCUUCUCAGACUCAAUUGUCCUGAAGCCGCAAUGAGGAGCUUACAGCUAGCACGCCAGCAUGCAUCAAGUGAACCUGAAAGAUUAGUUUACGAGGGAUGGAUCUUAUAUGAUACUGGUCAUUGCGAAGAGGGACUGCGGAAAGCGGAGGAGUCUAUUAGUCUCCAAAGAUCCUUUGAAGCUUUUUUCUUGAAAGCAUAUGCUUUAGCCGACUCUAGUCAGGAUCCAUCUUGUUCGUCCACUGUUGUAUCACUUCUUGAAGAAGCUUUGAAGUGCCCUUCAGACAGACUUCGCAAAGGUCAGGCCCUGAACAAUCUUGGAAGUGUCUAUGUUGAUUGUGGUAAGCUAGAUGCUGCAGCUGAUUGCUACAUAAAUGCCCUCAAAAUACGACAUACCCGAGCACACCAGGGCCUUGCUCGAGUCCACUUUCUGAGAAAUGACAAAAAUGCUGCAUAUGCUGAGAUGACUAAACUGAUUGAGAAGGCAAGGAACAAUGCAUCUGCUUAUGAAAAGCGGUCUGAGUACUGCGAGCGUGAACUCACAAAGGCAGAUCUUGAGAUGGUCACACGCUUGGAUCCUCUUCGAGUUUAUCCAUACAGAUACCGCGCUGCAGUUUUAAUGGAUAACCACAAGGAGAAAGAAGCCAUUGCAGAACUGUCGAGGGCUAUUGCAUUCAAAGCAGAUCUUCACCUUCUUCACCUCCGAGCUGCAUUUCACGAGCACAUCGGCGAUGUCAUGGGAGCACUGCGAGACUGUCGGGCUGCUCUCUCCGUCGACCCUAAUCAUCAAGAGAUGUUAGAACUUCAUAGCCGUGUGAACAGCCAAGAGCCUUGAGAUCAUCAAGACAAGGAAUAGUGUUCCCACGGAAAAAGAGGAUAGCUUGUUUCAUUCAGUGCAUAGCUGAUGCUGCCUCCUCAAUGUGCCAACAAUCUUGUAGCUAAUUAUCACAAGAAAAAAGAAAAAAUCAUCUUGAAGUUGUAUCAUCUUACUCUCUCUCUCUCUUGAUUUUUGUUUACUUGGAAAUUUUUUGUCUAUAUAUAAUCUUGUUAUCAGAUGCAAAGUUGAUGGCCCUUCGUGUGGAGAUA
Molecule: messenger RNA, 3626 nt
Organism: Sesamum indicum (sesame)
Lineage: Eukaryota; Viridiplantae; Streptophyta; Magnoliopsida; Lamiales; Pedaliaceae
Gene: EOL1
Product: ETO1-like 1
Biological process (GO): negative regulation of ethylene-activated signaling pathway
Molecular function (GO): protein binding
Source: RefSeq, a predicted model, not a curated record